UUUUUUUUUCCAGGCCGUUGUCAGCACUCCGAAUCGCCCACAAUUGACCCCUCUGGCAGCACCGUGUCUCCGUAGGCGACGACCCCAAAAUGGACAACAUGCAACAGCAGUAUCACCUUCUCCACAACUCCCGGCAGUCUGUGUCGUUGGACUUCAACCAGUUGCAAAACCAGGACCAGGAGCAGAACCAGAACCAGAACCAGCAGCAGCCACAAUUGCAGUUGCAGACCGAGCAGCAGCACGGGCAGACCUCAACUCCGGGCCAGCUGCACUACCAACAGGCGUACCCAAACCAGCACGACCAAGCAUCUCAUGCAGCAACACAGUACAGUCCUGCUGGCGAUGCCCACGCCCAUGCUGCACAGCUAACGCAGGCGCAAGUGCAAGCACAUGUGCACGCAGCGCAGAUGGCCCAGGCGCAAGCGCAAGCACAGGCUCAGGCGCAAGCACAGGCACAAGCACAGGCGCAAUACCACCAACAAUACGCCCAGGCACCACAGGUGGAUGAACACGGCGUUCCUGUGUACUCGUCUCGCAUCGAGCUGACUCCGGAGGAGCAGGGCCAGUUGGAAUACUUGCAGCGCAUGCCGUCCUACCAGGCCAUCAUCCAGCCGAACUACCAGGCGCUCCACAAGAAGUUCGUUGGGCAGAGCCUCCUUCCCCGCAGACAGACCACCUCAAAGGGAAAGUACUCGUUGAAGGACUUCCAGAUCAUGCGGACCUUGGGCACAGGCUCCUUUGGUCGGGUCCACUUGGUCAGGUCCGUACACAACCACCGGUACUACGCGAUCAAGGUGUUGAAGAAGUACCAGGUGAUCAAGAUGAAACAGGUCGAGCACACGAAUGACGAGAGAAGAAUGCUCAAGUUGGUCGAACACCCCUUUUUGAUCAGAAUGUGGGGGACUUUCCAGGACAGCAAAAACCUGUUUAUGGUGAUGGACUACAUCGAGGGAGGAGAACUCUUCUCUUUAUUGCGGAAGUCGCAGCGCUUCCCUAACCCGGUAGCCAAGUUUUAUGCCGCAGAGGUCAUCCUUGCCUUGGAGUAUCUACACUCCCACAACAUCAUUUACAGAGACUUGAAACCAGAAAACAUCCUUUUAGACCGUAACGGCCACAUCAAGUUGACCGACUUCGGUUUCGCCAAAGAAGUCCAGACCGUCACUUGGACUCUUUGUGGUACGCCCGAUUACAUUGCUCCCGAGGUCAUCACAACAAAGCCUUACAACAAGAGUGUUGACUGGUGGUCUUUGGGUAUCUUGAUUUUUGAAAUGUUGGCUGGAUAUACCCCUUUCUAUGACCAGACCCCAAUGAAAACUUACGAAAAGAUCCUGGCAUGCAAGGUUCACUAUCCUUCACAUUUCCACCACGAGGCAGUGGACUUGUUGUCCAAGUUGAUUACUUCAGAUUUGACAAGAAGAUUGGGUAAUUUGCAAAACGGUCCUUGCGACAUCCGGGAUCACCCUUGGUUCAGCGAAGUUGUGUGGGAAAAGUUAUUAUUGAAAGACAUCGAGACGCCUUACGAGCCACCAAUUACAGCGGGCGUUGGUGACACAAGUUUAUUCGACCACUAUCCUGAAGAACAGCUAGAUUAUGGUAUUUCUUGCGAAGACCCAUAUGCAAAGUAUUUUACCGAAUUCUAAUUGCCUUUCUUCUGCAUCAUGAACCCCACGACAUCAAACAAACAUUACCAGACACUAAAUAUGAAUCAAAACACAAACUCGUAGGGCUAUAAUUUUACUACCAUGGCUUUUUCUAUAUAAUACUUCUGCCCCCUUUUUUUUCAAUCUCUAGGUUUUCUACUCUUUUUCACUACUUGUACCUCUUCAGCUUUACCUACCCUUCAACUACAGAUAUCUGUUUCAGCAUAAAACCUCAUUCUCUCAUUUUUUCUUCACCUUUCCCCCCAGUGA
Molecule: messenger RNA, 1910 nt
Organism: Pichia membranifaciens NRRL Y-2026
Lineage: Eukaryota; Fungi; Ascomycota; Pichiomycetes; Pichiales; Pichiaceae
Exons: 1
Coding region: 90-1640 (516 amino acids)
Biological process (GO): peptidyl-serine phosphorylation
Cellular component (GO): cAMP-dependent protein kinase complex; nucleus
Molecular function (GO): cAMP-dependent protein kinase activity; ATP binding
Source: RefSeq, a predicted model, not a curated record